Molecule: messenger RNA, 1274 nt
Organism: Mucor mucedo
Lineage: Eukaryota; Fungi; Mucoromycota; Mucoromycetes; Mucorales; Mucoraceae
Exons: 1
Coding region: 48-1163 (371 amino acids)
Molecular function (GO): protein binding
Source: RefSeq, a predicted model, not a curated record
UUCCUUUCUCUCUCUCUCUUUCUCUUCCCUUCUUCUUUAUAAAUAGAAUGGCACAAGAACUGGUUUUGCCAACAGAGAUUAUUUUAAUCAUUUCCAAUUAUCUACCAUUCAAAACGUAUGUUCAAAUGUCCCAAACGUGUAAAACGAUGCAGAAUAUUUUGACUACAACUCAUGCUAUAGGGUAUUUAAAUGCAAGAUUUAAAUUCGGUCAUGAUACGGGGUCACUUUUAUUGUUUAUUCAUUAUAAUAUCAUCUUUGUCCCGUACAGUAUUCAACGUAUUGUUCUUCAUCAUUUCAUCCAAUCCACCGGACACAACUUUUCUUUUGCCAUCCAGUGUUGGUCCAUGAUCCAUGCCAUCCACUGUGCCGACCCAGGUAGAUUCAUGACCCUCUUAUUAACACGGGACAGCGAGGAGGAAAAACCGACACAUGAAGGUGAACACAGACGAAAACGCAUCUUACAACGCCAAACUUUAUUCGCAAACACAUUGAUCGAUAGCGUUAUUCAAUCUCAAAUUCCUUUCAAAGCUCAAGUCUGUGGAGCAAAGACCUAUCGGGCCGUCUUUGAAAGGCUCGUGAAGGCCGGUGAUUUAAGAGCCGUUGAGAACUGUCUCAGAAGUUUGGGUUCACCCACUGAAGCCAUCGAUCUGUCCGAUUCGGAUUUCAAUAGUCGCUACCCUUUACCAUCAUCACAUCAGGAAUGUGUCAAGAAACCGCUCAACAUAUCAUGUGAUAUCCUAUGCAGAACAAGUCAAUAUAUUGGAUUUAAUGCUCAUGACAUGCGAAUUACAACUGAAACACUCUUAAAAAUGUAUAAUGUGAGAGUAAACAAAAUAUCAAGUCCCUUUAUAAGUCGAAGUAAUUUUUCUUCUUCUGUCUCUACCACCACACACAACAGAGCACCCCUUACCACCUCUCCUGCUUUUGCCGCCACCGCCGCUGCUGCUGCUACUACUACUGCUGCUACUACUGCGGAUUCAACUGUUACUACGAAUGCAACAAGGUAUACACCGCCAAUUCAAACAAACACACGAUAUCCCUCUACCCCACCUCCUGCUCCCACUUCUCCCCCAACCACCACCACCACUAGAUAUUCCCCUAUGGCAUCUUCUGGAAGACGCUAUGGCUUAAGAAACAGUCGAUGCUUUCAUUAUUUACGUUAACUUCAUCAAUCAUCAUAAUAAAAAAAAAAAAACCUUUUUUUAUUAUUAUUAUUUCUAUACUCCAAUGACUUUCCAACUAGCAAAAUGCAUGACCUUGGUAACAAGAUAAAG